Colius striatus (speckled mousebird) is the source of this 4649-nucleotide messenger RNA. It is a transcript of the gene RHBDF2, whose product is annotated as rhomboid 5 homolog 2. The transcript has 19 exons. Bases 794 to 3349 code for a protein of 851 amino acids. Gene Ontology annotation, molecular function: serine-type endopeptidase activity. Gene Ontology annotation, biological process: regulation of epidermal growth factor receptor signaling pathway; regulation of protein secretion. The record is from RefSeq and is a predicted model, not a curated record. Gene Ontology annotation, cellular component: endoplasmic reticulum membrane. Lineage: Eukaryota; Metazoa; Chordata; Aves; Coliiformes; Coliidae.
ACAGAGGGACCCAGGUGGGUCAGGAAGCUUUCAGUGCUGGCACUCGCUUUGCCAGGAACAGGGUGAGUGGUUGAGCUGGUAAAAACGAGUGAGGGUGGGAAGCAGGCUGUGGCUGGGGUGUGGGAAAACCCUCUGCCUGGCUCUUCCAGGUGAGUCCUUCCCUCUGCACGCAGAUCCCCAGGGCCGGGCCUGCAGCGAGGAGCUCGCCCGGGGCUGCCUGGAGCCGUGGUGCCGGCAGCCACGUGCCCUCCCCACAGGCCCCUUUAUCAGCAGCACCCAGUGCAGCCCCCCCAGCCCACAGGCCCUUAUCUACCCUGGUCUGUGCUUCCUUCCAGGGUGUGCCACGAGGCCCCAGCUCGCUGGGAUUGCCCAAUGUCCUGCCCCACCAGCACACGGGGAGGAUUUGCCAAUGUGUGGGUGAGGCGUGUGCCAGCUGCCUGCACACACGGGCACCACGGGGCACCCCGGCAGCUGGAGACAGGGAUUAAAGCUCCUGUGGUGCCAGUGCUGGUAGCUCAGUGCUGUGGGAGAAGGAAAAGGCAGCUUGAAAUACCCCCUGACACACAGCAGAGCUCCCCCAGGACUCAGUGAAACCUUGCAUCGUGUAGGCUCGUUGUGGUGAGGUUGGCACAUAGGGAAAAGCCUCUCUGUCCAGCAGGCGAGGCAGGAGGAGCUCUGUGGUGCUCCUGGUGUGUGAAGGACGGAGGAGGAAGAGGAGGAAGAGGAAGGCCAUAGCCUGGAUUUGCCAUUGAGACACACUGCACAGGAUCUCCGCUGCUCUUAUGAGCCCAAGAUGUCAGCCGGCGACAGCAACAGGGGCAGCCACGCCAGCAGCAGCCGCCUGCAGAGCAAGAAGCCCCCCAACCUCUCCAUCAUCAUCCCCCCUCAGGAGGCAGAGGAGGAUGGCACCCGCAAGGAGCCCUCCAAGGUCCCCAUCUACAGAAAGAGCAAGAGCCUGCAGGAGCCGCGCUCGAAGGGAGGCGAGGGCCCGGAGCAGCAGCCUGGCUUCCGCCGGCAGACGUCCCUGUCCCAGAGCAUCCGCAAGGGCACGGCGCAGUGGUUCGGCAUCAGCGACGACUGGGAGGGGAAGCGGCAGCAGUGGCAACGCAAGAGCCUGCAGCACUGCAGCAUGAGGUACGGCAAGCUGAAGCCUGCCUACCGUGACAUGGAGCUGCCCAGCCAGGAGGUGCCCUCCUUCCAAGGCACUGAGUCACCCAAGCCAGCCAAGAUGCCCAAGAUCGUGGACCCGCUGGCCAGGGGCCGGCCCUUCCGCCGUCCCGACGAGCCCGACCGUCCCCACACGCCCCACCAUGCCCUGCCCCCCUCCACCCCCGGCGUCGCCUCCCUGGCAUCCUUCAACAGCAUCCGCUCCGGCCACGGCCACGUGCUACGCAGGAAGAGGGAGUCUGUUGCCCACAUGAGCUUCAAGGCAGCUGAGGCCCUUCUCCGUGGCCGCUCUGUCCUGGAGCUGCUGGCUCCCAAGCUCAGUACCAACAAGCGGAGCUUCCUGUACCCCAGCUUCGUGGACGAGGACAUCGGGGACGCUGCCGAUACCCUGGACUUGUCCUUCUUCAGUAAGAUGGACAUGCACGACGAGAUGUACUCCAUGCCCGAUGAUGUCUUCGAGUCACCACCACUAUCAGCCACGUACUUGCACAUGCACCCCAUGGGGCAGGAUGCCAAGGUGUCCCCCGAGGUGGAGCAGCCCACCCUGCGGGAGGGCCGUGUCUCCUCAGCCCUGGAAGGUGCCAGGGCAGCUCCCAUACGAGGCCGGCGAAUCACUUCCAAAGUGAUGCACUUUGCUUUCAACCGCAAGAAACGCUACUACGGGCUGGGGGUGGUGGGGAAGUGGCUGAACAGGACGUACCGCCGCAACCUCAGCAGCAUCGUGCAGUCGCAGCUGGAGAUCACCGACAGCCACCGCCCAUAUUUCACGUACUGGGUCACCUUUGUGCACAUCAUCAUCACUUUGCUGGUCAUCAGCACCUACGGCAUCGCCCCCAUCGGCUUCACCCAGCACGUGACAAUAGAGUUAGUCCUGCGGAACAAGGGCGUCUACGAGAGCGUCAAGUACAUCCAGCAGGAAAACUUCUGGAUCGGGCCCAGCUCGAUCGACCUGAUCCACCUGGGAGCCAAGUUCUCCCCGUGCAUCCGGAAGGAUCGGCAGGUGGAGCGGCUCAUCCAGCGCGAGCGGGACCGGGAGCGCGGCUCCGGCUGCUGCGUCCAGAACGACAACUCGGGCUGCAUCCAGACCCUGCCACAGGACUGCUCGGAGACGCUGGCGACGUUCAUCAAGUGGCCGGGCAGCAACGCGCCGGCCAUGGGCUUGGGCAGGAAGCGCACGUCAGGGGCCGUGUGCCACCAGGACCCCAGGACGUGCGAGGAGCCAGCGUCCAACCCACCCCAUGUGUGGUCAGAUGACAUCACCAAGUGGCCAAUCUGCACCUAUGAGACCAAAACCAACCACACAGGCUUUGCCCACAUGGAUUGCCAGAUCAAGGGCAGGCCCUGCUGCAUUGGCACCAAGGGCAGAGGGGGUGCUGGGGGGCACUGGAGUGAGUCCUGCCCUGAGUGUGCCCACUGCCUGCCUCUGCCCAGCUGCGAGAUCACGACACGGGAGUACUGCGAGUUCAUGCACGGCUACUUCCACGAGGAAGCGACGCUCUGCUCGCAGGUGCACUGCUUGGACGAGGUCUGUGGCCUCCUGCCCUUCCUCGACCCGGAGAUCCCCGACCAGUUCUACCGACUGUGGCUGUCCCUGUUCCUGCACGCAGGCAUCAUCCACUGCCUGGUGUCAGUGACCUUCCAGAUGACAGUGCUGAGGGACCUGGAGAAGCUGGCAGGGUGGCAUCGCAUCUCCAUCAUCUUCAUCCUCAGUGGCAUCACAGGCAAUCUGGCCAGUGCCAUCUUCCUACCGUACCGGGCAGAGGUGGGCCCCGCGGGCUCCCAGUUCGGUUUGCUGGCUUGUCUCUUCGUGGAGCUCUUCCAGAGCUGGCAAGUGCUGGAGAAACCCUGGAAAGCCUUCCUCAACCUCUCUGGCGUCGUGCUGUUCCUCUUUGUGUGCGGGCUCUUGCCGUGGAUCGAUAACAUCGCUCACCUCUUCGGCUUCCUCAGCGGGCUCCUGCUGUCCUUCGCCUUCCUGCCCUACAUCACCUUUGGCACGGUGGAUAAGUACCGCAAGCGGGCCAUGAUCAUCGUCUCCUUGCUGGUGUUCCUGGGGCUCUUUGCCUCGCUGGUGGUCUGGUUCUACGCAUACCCCGUGAACUGGCACUGGGUGGAAUAUCUCACCUGCCUGCCCUUCACCAGCAAGUUCUGUGAGAAGUACGAGCUGGAGCAGGUCCUGCACUGAGCCCCAGGCUGGAGCAGGGCCAGGGGGGGAAUGUUUUCCGUGGGGUGAGUGUUUACCAGCCCGAGGGUGAUGGUGGUUGCCCCGGGACGAGGCAGAGCCCGGGCACGGUGUCACCCCUGGGGUUGCAGGUGGGGAGUGAGGCUGGAGUCACUCUGCCUCACACACCCCUCUUGGCAUUGAAAAGCCAUAACUGGUUUGGGGACCGACCCUGGCUGCUGCCUGCAUGAGAACACGGGGUUGUGGUGGGCAGGCAACCCUGGGAAUGAUGCUGCCAAGGUCUCCUACCCAUGCCCCUGCCUGCCUGAGGCCCUGACCCACCUCAGUGUCCUCAGGCACUGGGUUCAUAAUGUGAACAUGACCCCUUUUUUUGCAGGGGCACUGGUUUCUUUUAUCCUCAGUUCUUUAGGCCAAUGUUUUCCCCCACUUUGAACUCUUUGAACUCUCCCUCACUUUGGACCACUACCACAGCUCUGAGGUGUUCAGAGCUGAACUUUGAAGGUAUUUUUCCGUCCUGCUUUCACACCUGGUGCUCCCCUGAGGCCAUGGAAGGAGGCUUGUGCCUCCCCACCUGGGCUCCUGAGGCAGGACUCAGAGCAGGGGGCUUCUUCUCAGUGAAAUUCUCUUUUUGGAAGAGAAGCAGCACACACUGCAUUUGUGGUGCCAUGCUGGCAGGGAGGCCUGGGGAAAAACACCCUGGGGUGGCUGUGGGGCUGCUCCUGAGGCCCUCAGACCCUCAGGAAGCCGUCAGUGCUCUCACCUUUCACUUGUGCCUCCAGUACCUGCUGUUACCCCUUUCCCUUUCCAGAGCAUAGGGACCCUAGUAGUGCUCCCCCAGCCUCAAACAGUGUUAGACAGGCAGAGAAGCUCAGGACAGGGCAGUGGCUUUCCGCCUUCCCUGCCCGGGGCCGUGUCCCUGGCUGUCCCAGGCCAUCUCCUCCCUUGUGCCCCAAGGCCAGUCCUUCCUGGGCUCCAGGUGACUCCUCGAGGCUGGUGCCAGGCUGUCCCUGCUCUGGGAUGAGUUGCUCUGGCAGGGCUGGGGCUGCUGUUGAAUGGAGGGAGAAGAGAACCCAGCAGCCCAGAUGAGUAUUUGAGGGUUUUGAGCUCAGCUCUUACCAUCCAGAGCCGCUCCCCAUGCCCCUCCUCGUGUCCCUCCCUCCACUAUGGGCCAGUUUUCAGCCCCUCUCUGUCCCUCUGAUGCUGCUCCAGCCAAAGACAGACACUUCACCUCAGUUGUGUCUUUUGAUACUGUUUUUAAAAGUUAUAGGUUGUUUUCUCUGUUAAUAAAUUUCUACCUGUGUUU